Papilio polytes (common Mormon) is the source of this 1525-nucleotide messenger RNA. It is a transcript of the gene rush, whose product is annotated as pleckstrin homology domain-containing family F member 2. The record is from RefSeq and is a predicted model, not a curated record. Lineage: Eukaryota; Metazoa; Arthropoda; Insecta; Lepidoptera; Papilionidae. Gene Ontology annotation, cellular component: early endosome. Gene Ontology annotation, molecular function: phosphatidylinositol binding; metal ion binding.
UGCAGAUGGCAAUAUUUUUAGAGAAUGACACAUUUUUCUCUGUCGUUUCGUGUCUAGUGUCUACGAAUUUGAGAAUCGAAAAUAAAUUUCUAUAAUGGUGGAUCGUUUAGUAAAUAGCGAAGCAAAUGCCAGACGAAUUGCAAUGGUGGAAAACUGCUUCGGCAGUUCCGGUCAGCCUCUGGCAGAACAAGGCAGGGUUUUGGUGGGAGAAGGUGUCUUGACAAAAAUGUGCCGCAAGAAGCCAAAGGCCCGUCAGUUUUUUCUCUUCAAUGACAUCUUGGUGUAUGGCAACAUUGUCAUAAAUAAGAAAAAAUAUAAUAAGCAACAUGUUAUUCCACUGGAGGAAGUCAAGCUGGAGUCUCUUAAAGAUGAAGGGCAAUAUCGUAACGGCUGGUUGAUACGCACUGCAUCUAAAUCAUUCGCGGUGUAUGCGGCAACAGCUACAGAGAAAGAAGAAUGGAUGGCUCACAUAGAGAAAUGCAUAGAAGAUUUAUUAAGGAAAAGUGGUAAGCAGCCGCCAUCUGAACACGCGGCGGUAUGGGUGCCCGACAACGAAGCCGCUAUAUGCAUGCACUGCAAGAAGACACAGUUCACCGUCCUCAACAGAAGACUGCGCGGACAGAGCGACAAGCCGCUGCGCGUCUGCCUGCACUGCUACGACCACCUCACGCGCGACCGCACGCGUCUGCCGCCGCCCGCGACCACACCCACAGUGAAAUCGCUGGAUGCGGCAGGGUCGGGCGGAGACUCCUCUGCGGACGACGACAGCGCCGCAGACCACAGCCACGACGAGCCGAAAUUCUACGGUGACGGCGAAAAGACUGAAGAGACCAACAAUCAUUCGUCCAAGGAAACAAAGUGAACGAGACCGAAUGAACGACAUACUUCAUAAGGUUCAUAAAUACAUGUAUUAAAUACAUUUCCUUAUGUAAAACCAUCAUACUGCAUCUUGACCAAUUAUUAUGCAAUUGUAAACUAUAUUUUUACUAGAUAAUCGCUUUUCACAAAUAUAAAAAUAAUAAUUUUGCUGAAAUUACCAAUAUUUAGUUGCAAGAUAGGAAACUGUUUUCGAAGAAUUUGUAACUUAUUUUCUUUAUAUUCUAAAAUAAGCUCUAACAUAUAUAAAGGAAGAUUUUAUUUUUUGACAAAUAUUAAUAGUGAGGUGAAUAUUGCAAUAUAAUUAUUCAAAAUGUAGUGAAAAGGGUCCAAUGUAGUCAGUUUAUAAACGGUCUCGAAAAUAAAUCACCAAUAUGGUCUUCAAUAUACAUUAGAAAUACAAAACUCUAUGGUCUAUUCUUUUUAAGUGAAUUUAUGGUAAAACCCUGUCCAGCCAACAAUCAGAGGGAACUCUCUAGAAUGAACAGACCAUAGACAAGUUCAGUGAUAAAGGUUUUUUUUUCGUAAGUUCUUAUAUUAAAGUUUUGUUCGGGACAGCUUUAAACACGCUCAAAUAUGUCGUCGGGCAAACGAUACUGCAAUUGUGGGUUUCCACUGCUGAAACAUUUACAAAAAUAAAAAAAAAAAA